ACUACCACAGAGACCACUACAACAGAAAGUACAACAACUGGCACCACAACUCCACAAAGUAGUACCACAGAGACCACCACAACAGAAAGCACAACCACAGGUUUGACAGCUCCAGAAAGUACUAUCACCACAACAGAAAGCACCACAACUGACAUUACAACAACAGAAGGUACAACCACUAGCACCACUACUCCACAAAGUACUAUCACAGAGACCACAACAAAAGAAAGCACCACAACAGGGACCACUACAACAGAAAGCACAAGCACUGGCACCACAAUUCCAGAAAGUACUACUACAGAGAUCACAACAACAGCAAGCACAGCAACAGAAAGCACAACUACUCUCAACACAACUCCACACAGUACUACCACAGAGACCACAACAACAGAGGGUACAACAACUGGCACCACAACUCCACAAAGUAGUACCACAGAGACCACCACAACAGAAAGUACAACUGGCACCACAACUCCACAAAGUAGUACAACAGAGACCACCACAACUGAAAGUACCACAAUAGGGUCCACUUCAACAGAAAGCACAAGCACUGGCACCACAACUCCACAAAGUACUACCACAGAGACCACUACAACAGAAAGUACAACAACUGGCACCACAAUUCCAGAAAGUACUACUACAGAGAUCACAACAACAGCAAGCACAGCAACAGAAAGCACAACUACUCUCAACACAACUCCACACAGUACUACCACAGAGACCACAACAACAGAAAGCACCACAACAGGGACCACUACAACAGAAAGCACAAGCACUGGCACCACAACUCCACAAAGUACUACCACAGAGACCACCACAACAGAGGGUACAACAACUGGCACCACAACAGGGACCAUUACAACAGAAAGCACAAGCACUGGCACCACAACUCCACAAAGUACUACUACAGAGACCAACACAACAGAGGGUACAACAACUGGCACCACAACUCCACAAAGUAGUACCACAGAGACCAUAACACCAGAAAGCUCCACAACGGGGAUCACAUCAACAGAAAGCACAAGCACUAGCACCACAACUCCACAAAGUCCUACCACAGAGACCACCACAACAGAAAGCACAACCACAGGUUCGACAGCUUCAGAAAGUACUACCACCAGAACAGAAAGCACCACAACUGACAUUACAACAACAGAAAGUACAACCACUAGCACCACUACUCCACAAAGUACUAUCACAGAGACCACAGCAACAGAAAGCACCACAACAGGGACCACUACAACAGAAAGCACAACCACUGGCACCACAACUCCACAAAGUACUACCACAGAGACCACCACAACAGAAAGCACCACAAUGGGGACCACUACAACAGAAAGUACCACCAUUGGCACUACAACUCCAAAAAGUACUACUGCAGUGACCACAACAACAGAAACCACCACAACAGAAAGUAUGACCACAGGUACCACAACUCCAGAAAGUGCUACCACAGCAACAGAAACCACCACAAGUGACCUUACAUCUACAGAAAGUACAAUGACUGGCACCACAACUCUACAAAGUACUACCUCAGAGACCACAACAACAGAAAGCACCACAAUGGGGACCACAACAACAGAAAGCACAACCACUGGCACCACAACUCCACAAAGUCCUACCACAGAGACCACCACAACAGAAAGUACAACAAUUGGCACCACAACUCCACAAAGUAGUACCACAGAGACCACAACAACAGAAAGCACCACAGCUGAAGGAACGACAGGCAGCACCACCACCGGUACCACAGCAGCAGAAAGCACCACAACAGCGAGAACAAGAGAAAUUAACCCAAGUCCUUCAUAGUUUUAAAGUCUUCAUAAAAUUAAUUAUAUACAUAGUAGCUCCAGAGAAACUAAAAAAAAUAAAAUCCAUAUCUAUUAAAUUGCAGUGGAUAAAAUAAAUGUUUAUGCCUGGUCACAGUGUGAUCCUAAUGAUUAGCAUUUAAGCACUUCAUAUAAAUAAAAACAAUGCACUCUGU
Puntigrus tetrazona (Sumatra barb) is the source of this 1984-nucleotide messenger RNA. Its product is annotated as mucin-22-like. The transcript has a single exon. The record is from RefSeq and is a predicted model, not a curated record. Lineage: Eukaryota; Metazoa; Chordata; Actinopteri; Cypriniformes; Cyprinidae. The annotation marks the transcript as partial.